Molecule: messenger RNA, 479 nt
Organism: Glycine soja
Lineage: Eukaryota; Viridiplantae; Streptophyta; Magnoliopsida; Fabales; Fabaceae
Product: (+)-pulegone reductase-like
Exons: 1
Coding region: 1-405 (134 amino acids)
Molecular function (GO): 2-alkenal reductase [NAD(P)H] activity
Source: RefSeq, a predicted model, not a curated record
AUGCUGUGGGGUUUAAUUGGUGAUAGAUAUUUCCCUGAAGGCAUUUACAUAUACUUUGACAACGUUGGGGGAGACAUGCUUGAGGCAGCCCUUCUUAACAUGAGAAGGCGUGGUCGAAUUGUGGUGGCUGGAAUGAUAUCACAGUAUGAUCUUGAUGAGCCUCAAGGCAUAAAGAACUUAGUGAAUAUCAUAUACAAGCAGAUCAAAGUAGAAGCCUUCACAGUGUAUGAUUACUAUCACCUCUAUCCUAAAUUCUUGGAUAUUGUUUUGCCUUAUAUGAGGGAAGGGAAGAUAACAUACGUUGAAGACAUAGCCGAGGGUCUUAAGAACGGUCCAGCUGCACUAGAAGCAAUGUUCGAAGGCCGUAGUGCUGGCAAACAAGUGGUUUUAGUUGCUCAUGAAUAAUUUAGUACAACCUCACUGUUUGACCUUUUAAUUCACUCUUCUUUUGUGUUUGUAACUCUCAUUUUCAGAGGUUG